Molecule: messenger RNA, 2283 nt
Organism: Malaya genurostris
Lineage: Eukaryota; Metazoa; Arthropoda; Insecta; Diptera; Culicidae
Exons: 2
Coding region: 1-2283 (760 amino acids)
Biological process (GO): DNA integration
Molecular function (GO): nucleic acid binding
Source: RefSeq, a predicted model, not a curated record
AUGGUCGUUUCGAUGUUAUCGUUAGAAGACAGUUUGGAGCGUUUCUGGAAAACUGAAGAGCUGACUACGAAAGACAACUACUCUAGCGAGGAAAGACACUGUGAAUCCUGUUACCAGUCAACUGUUUCUCGAAAUUCCGAAGGACGCUAUAUCGUUCGAUAUCCCAGAAAGCCAAACUUCAACGUGAUGCUGGUCCAGACAUAUGAACUACUCACUGUUACGUAUGGUCUCGGUCCGUCUUCAUACCUAGCAACUCGUACACUUCAGCAACUGACCGAAGACGAAGGGAUUUCUUACUCGUUGGCAGGAGCUGCUAUUAAAAAAUGUUUUUACGUAGACGACUUCAUAGGUGGAGCUCAAACCAUCGAAGAAACAAUCCGUCUACGCACCGAACUGAGCGACUUGUUGCACAAAGGAGGAUUUACACUACGAAAAUGGACUUCUAAUCAGCUCGAAGUUUUGCAAGGUCUUCCCAAUGAUGAGAUUGGUACUCAAUCUGCUUUACAUUUCAGCCCUAACGAGACAAUUAAAGCCCUUGGUAUUAGCUGGGAGCCUGAAGCCGAUCACCUUCGUUUCGACUCUCAAAUUCGAUGUAGUAAUGAACCGCCAACCAAGCGCACUAUUCUUUGGGAUAUAGCAAAACUAUUUGACCCUUUAGGACUAAUUGCCCCCGUUGUAGUUCGAGCAAAGAUACUGAUGCAAGAGUUGUGGCUGCUUUUGUGCGGAUGGGACGAUCCUGUUCCAGAACCUAUUAAAACCAAAUGGGGGAAGUAUUACCACGAAUUGGCGAAUAUCUCCGAAAAUCGAGUAGACAGAUACGCGUUUCUACCUGACUCAGUUGUACAACUGCACACAUUCGCAGAUGCAUCCAUACCUGCAUACGGUGCCUGCACAUACGUCCGCUGUGAAAGCAAAGGGGAAGUAAAAAUACGACUACUGGCUUCGAAGACACGCGUCGCUCCGCUGAAACGAAUAAGUAUUCCUCGUUCGGAGUUGUGUGCGGCAGUACUAGCAGCCCAUGUACAUGCUCACAUAAAGAAAGCUAUCGAUGUAAACGUUUCAGAAUCAUAUUUUUGGUCUGACACAUCUGUCACUCUGCACUGGCUACGAUCACCACCGAAUGUUUGGCCUAACUAUGUGGCUAAUAGAGUAUCUGAAAUUCAACAGCUUACACAUGGUCGUCAAUGGAAGCAUGUUCCCGGAUGUGAAAAUCCUGCUGACCUGGCUUCACGUGGCAUGUCGGUUGACGAGUUUUUGAAAAACGAUAUUUGGAUCAGCGGUCCCACUUGGUUAUCACGUCCACUCCAAGAUUGGCCAGAAUCAAUUCCACCAAGUGUUUCACACGAGGAAUUGGAAAUCAAAACUACCGUCGCAGUUACUCAAAUAACGCCAACAGUACAUCCCUGGUUUCUCCGGUGGUCGUCAUACGGCCGUCUUCUUCAUGUCAUUGGGUACUGCAUGAGAUUCGUCAACAAUACCCGAGCUAAAAUACGCACGCAGCCGCCCAUCUCGCCCGAAGUUAUUGUAGGCCGUACACUCACCGUAAAUGAGCUUGCCAAGUCCAAAACGUUCCCCAUUCGGUUGGCGCAGAAUGAUGAAAUUGUCGCAGAAAUCAGCAAGUUGGAUAAAAAUAAAUCGGUAUCGAAACGUUCCCAUAUUCGCCAAAUGACGCCGUUCUUAGAUGCAGAGAGAGUGUUGAGAGUAGGAGGUCGUUUAAACUUCGCACAGCUACCAUAUCAAGCAAAGCACCCGGCUUUGAUUCCAACAAACCAUCCGUUCACACGACUGAUAGUUGAGGAUUUCCAUCGCAAAUUACUACACGGCGGCGGACGUCUGCUAUUAACAGCAAUCCGAGAAGAAUUCUGGCCACUCAACGGUCGAAGACUAGUCCGCAACGUAGUCAGAAAUUGUUUCCGUUGUACUCGCCUCAAUCCGGUACCUGCGCAGCAACAAAUAGGUCAACUGCCUGUAUCGAGAGUUAUUCCCAGUCGUCCCUUCAGUGUUACAGGUGUUGAUUAUGCCGGUCCACUCUAUCUUCGUCCUAUUCACAAACGUGCCGCUCCCGCCAAGGCCUACCUGUGCGUAUUCGUGUGUUUUUCGACCAAAGCAGUUCACUUAGAGCUAGUGAGCGAUUUGUCCACUCAGGCCUUUUUAUGUUCAUUGCGAAGAUUCAUCGUGCGACGCGAUCGACCCGCACACAUUCAUUCCGAUAAUGGGAAAAAUUUUGAAGGGGCUAAAAACGAUCUUACCGAACUGUUUACGAUGCUUAAAGACGGUUUUUAG